UCCUGAAGGAAAAGAGCCUGUGCUCCACUGUUCCAACUUGUCAGUCAACUCAUGCCAGCACUCUCCCUGUCUGCCUCUUCUCCACACCCUCAUUACAUGUGUCUGUCUGGACUGAUCUGCUCAUCUGUUCAGGGACUCUUCUGACAAAUCAAAAAUUCUGCCUCUUUCUGCUCUGGAAUUGGAUCAAAUCACCUCAGCUCCUUUUAUUUUUUUUUUUUUACCAUAGCCCCACCAGGAGGUUUUUUGCUUAUGGUCUCAUUCUGUUUGCCUUCAAUACCUGUCUGUUUUUGAUUUGUAGAAUGGAGGAAGCUGAACUGCUGAAAGAAAGAUUCCAAGCCAUAACAGACAAAAGAAAACUACAAGAAGAAAUUACACAGAAACGUCUAAAAGUAGAAGAGGAAAAAAUGAAACACCAACAUUUAAAGAAAAAGGCCUUGCGAGAAAAAUGGCUCUUGGAUGGCUUUAGUUCUAUGACUCCAAAAGAAGAGGAAGAAAUGCAGAAGCAGAAUCAGGAAGACCAACAACGGACUCAUGAGUUGGAACAAGACAUUUUCAGACUGGAGAAGGAAAUUGAGGCUCUAGAAAGACAAGAAAUGGAAGUCUCUGCUAAGGAAGAAGCAAUUUUAAAGAAACUGAAGUCUGUUGAGAAAACAACAGAAGACAUAAUAAAGUCUGUGAAGACUGAAAAAGCUGGAUUUGAAAAAGAGGCAGCAGACUACAUAUAUGCCAGCAUCCCUGACCUCCCCAAGUAUUUCAGACCUUCUGCACUGAGAAGUACAGCACAUGCUGAUAUGGAUGAUGAAGAAAAGAGAAAAGCAUUGUUUGCCAUGGAAAUUAAGGUUGAAAAAGACAUGAAGACAGGUGAAAACACAGUGUUAUCAACAAUACCUCUUCCCUCAAAGGAGUUUAAAGAGACAGGCAUUAAAGUCUAUGAUGAUGGCAGGAAGUCAGUCUAUGCAGUGUCCUCAAAUGGGAGCACAACACAAAAUGGGGUGGAUGAACUUGCUCCUGUUGAAGUGGAAGACCUGCUACGGCAGGCAACUGAAAAAAAUUCUCAGUCUCCCACAGAGUACCAUGAACCUGUCUUUGCAAACAAAUUCUGCAGGCCAGUUACUCCUCAGAAAGACAAAUUAGUCCCUGGACCAAAACUGGAAGGCACUGACAAAAGAGAGAUGAAUGGAUUUAGCAAUCAUCAGACAGGGCUCUCCUCCAAAACAGAGCCCUUUAUGCAGCAAAAUAAAGAGAAUGGCCUUGAUCUUCCAAAGGUAGCACAACCAAAGCCUCCCUCUCCGGUAAUUUCACAUACAGAGAAGAAAAUGCACAUUAAUCCUGAGAACAGGAUGAUUCAUAAUGAAGAAAGAAAUGCUGCACAUGAGGAAUUAAAACCUUACCAGGAUAUCAUGGAAAGACAUAGUGAGACAAGGUUUUUAAAUCCCUGUCAUCCAAAUGAAGCAUCCCCUGCACCUCAAGAUGAGGAAGAUGUUCGGUACAACAUUGUCCAGGCUGUGCCUUGUUACGUGGAUGAAUCUGAGCCUGUCACGAUGGUGUUCAUGGGUUAUCAGCGCAUCGACGAUGACGAUGCAGAAGCAAACCAGAAGCUGUCCCAGUAUGAUGGGGUUAUCCGUGCAGAACUAGUUAUCAUUGAUGAUGAUGAUGAUGAUGACAGCAAAUCUGAGAAACCAGCAUAUCACCCCAUAGGCCAUUACAGUCAAGUUUAUCAGCCACCAAACAGGAAAACCACAGAAGUCCAACAGACAAACCCUGUGAGCAGUCUGGGUGCAAGCCUGAACAAGGUACCCCACAAAAAUUCCAUCUCCCUGCAAGAACAAGAGGAACGCUUAAGCUCACCAACACACCAUGCUCAUCUUCACAGCCAGAUGUCUGGAGAUGGUACAGAAGAUCCCUCGCUAACAGCUCUGAGGAUGAGAAUGGCAAAGCUGGGGAAAAAAGUGCUUUAACAGCUGUAAUGACACGGGAGUAAAAUCUAUCACUCAAAGCAGAUAAAGCUAAGAAGACUUUCUUCCACAUACUUUUUCUGGAUCAUAAUACUUGGUUUGCUACUCUGUUUCAUGGGUUAUUUUGCCCUCUGUAUAAUGCAAUGGACUUUAACAGCCUUUCAGAUUUGACCAACUGCCACACACACACAAAUCACAUCCUGGAUUUUGUUAAAAGUAGUGGGAAGUUACCUAAGGCCAUAAAUGCAGUGUAUAUACAAGUAUGAAGAGAUGUGCAUACCUGUUCUCACAAUCAGAAAUAUGCUGUUGCUAUAUACACAGAGCAGAUAAACACCUAUCUCCAUGGAACUUCAUGGGACAUUUUUUCACAUUAAAGUGUGCCAAUUUAUCUGAUUUUGCUGUUCCAGCAUUCUUUCUGUAAAAGCAUUGGCUAAUGAAAAGCAAAAUAUGAGAGAGGAGCAGGAAGAAAUGUAAAUACAAAAAGUCCUUUCCAAUUAUACUACCUUGGAUGAAAUGUAAAGCAUUCCUUUUUUUAGGUGAUAGCAGAACAAACCAAAUAUAAUUAAGCCAGCAUAUUUAAAUAUUUAGCCACCUUCUAGAGCUCCACACUCCAUUCACCCUUCUAUGUUACAUAUCACAGCGUAGCCAUCCUCACACCCGGCUCUCUUCACCAUCCCACAAACAUGCUGCCCACCCACAACCUCACAGAUCAAUCUUGUGCAUAUUAUGAACAGCCUGACCUCCUGAGCAUAGUUUCACCUCCCAGCUUGCUGAGAAAGCCCUAUUUUUCCAAGAAACUGGUUGCCAGACAGGCAGUGCCUAUCCAUAAAAAACAAAACAAAACAAAAACAAACAAAAACCCAACCAAAAUAAACAGAAAACCCCAACAACAGAAAAAUACCCCAACAACCAUGGUGUUUAGGUGUCAGUUGGCUGAGGAGCUAAAAUCAGCAAGCCUCCUACCAGAAAUACUGAGUUGGCAGUAGCUUGUCCUGCAGCUGAAAACAAAGAUCUGUUUAAGGUGCAGCCACUGCUGGGCCCAGUUCUCCAGCAAGUUUCAAGGCUCCCACCAAAAAAAGAGCUUGAUUCUUUACACAUGAUAGAGGAGGUAUGGGCCCUAAAAGCAGGUUCAACCACACCUAGAAAAAUCUCAACCAAGUCAGAUUUCCCAGUACAUAGUUCUUGGGGAGAAAAAGUAUCUCAUAGCACACCACACCAUUAUACUCAAAUCAGUACAGCAGCUUUAAUUCACUAGGGCCUUAGCCUCAUUUGUAACACUAAACAGAUAAAGUUCAGGUUGUGUUAUUCUGGUAUAGCUGACUCAAAUUAUGCACCAGCCAAAAAAAGAAAAAAAAAAAAAGCUAUAAUUUUUUGCUGGUAUUCUUUUCAAAGCAGGAAACUGAAGUUACUACCUCAUACUGAGGCACGAUGGUAGUAAUUGACUGAUUUGUAGCCUCUAAACACUUGGUGGCUCCCAGUCUGAUAUGGGUAAUAAUCUCAAAUUUUAAGACUUGUCAGAAAUGGUUAUGUGGAGAAUGGAAUAGUUAAUAAGAAUGAAUAAAUUUUAUUAUAGUUCACUUCCUCUAUGUCUAUCCUCUUGUUUGUUGUUGGUGUUUUAUAGUGGGUUUUUUCCUUAUGCUAUUUUUGUUAUUUGCUGGUUGUGAGAGCAGGCAGCUUCAGCUUCAACUCUCAAGGAUACACCAAGAAACGAGAGUAGGUAAGUGAUAUGAAGUAGUCACAAACAGCAGUAGAUGACUAUGGACAUUCAUUCUCUGCUCCUCCAACAACCUGUACUAUUAAAUUAAAUAACAUGGAAAAGGGUGCAAUUAACAUCGCAAUACUAGUCAAGCAGUUUAAAGGAAAGACUGAAAAGUUUUGUUCUUCUGGAAAGUCAGAAUGUUCAUCAUCUGAGUGCUACAGCCACAGAGCUUUCCUGCAUCCUGUAUCAACAAGAACAGAAAUACAAGGCAGCAAAUCAUCUUUUUAAGGGUCAGUAGAGAUGCCAUGCAAAACUCUAAUUCAUCAUCAAAGCCAAGUGAUUUCUAAGGCCCCACAAGACAAAAGUCUCUGAAUCAAAGCUGAAGCUGCAGUCCUUCUUAAGUGCAGUAUCAUUUGUGUGGGAUGAUUGCCAUAAACAGCUGGUUCAGAGUGAUGCAGUUUUGUGGUUUACAUUAUGUAAAGUCACUUUUGCACAGCACAGGGAAGACCAGCAGAAGCUAGACAGUGGUUGAACUACGUCAGGUAUGAACUAAAACAGGUGGUUCCAAGCAUGUUCUGAAGAAUUUGUUUUGUCAGUUCUGCUGUUCCAUUUACAUAGGUAUGUGCAACAGCUUCCCCCUUCACACAAAUCCCUUAGAAAAGUCAGAAUCAGAGUUAUGUGAGCAAAUAAUUUCUCAGACCUUCUAGCAGAUGACCCUGUUAACCAUCCUUCCACCCACUUGGACACUUUUUACUUCAGCCUGCACUUCUAAAAGCAUUUGGGUAUUAACUUCUGCAUAAAAAUUCAAAAUACUGCAGUUUUUCCUUAGUGAAUGAUGUUCGUCUUCAUUGGUCUUGAAAAGGAUAUACCCACAAGACAAAAGAACACUAUCCAUAUACCUGCUCAAGCAAAAGCUUCAGCAUAGAUAUCAAACAAACACACAUCCCAGAAUGUCUAUCUGUAGGAGUUGGCUUGAAUUUAAGGAUUGAGUUUCUUAAUAAACCUUGGGAAUUUUUCCAAUUAGUUCAUUUAGGAACACUUCCUAUUUUAGAAGAUCUUUGCACGUCAACCUCUCACUGACACUUUAUAGAAAGCAAGCAAAACAAAAGGGCGGUUACUUGAACAAGGGCGCCACGUAGUGUUACAAACUGAUGGAACAGAAAGCAGGCAAGCUCUCCUUAGCCCCCCCUGGGUAAAGGACAAACGGGCCAUUGGCACUCAGAGCUGAUCUUUGACAGAAAACAAGGUAGCACUCGGUGUAAGAAGGACAAAUGAAAUACACCUUCCCCUGCUUCAUGCUGCAGCCUGAAAUAUCAACUAGCUAAAAAAAAUUACUUAAAGUAAAACAAAGUAGGUGUGAACUCCAUUUAUAUUUGCACCAAGUAAUUUUUGUUCAAAGCACAGGCAAAGAACGUGACUUGUGGCUAAGCCAAGAGCACAUGACCAGUAUUUGGAGGCUGCACCUAACACUCAAAACAGUAACCUGCUUGUGAGACUAAUCACAAAUUUCUACCUGCCAUCAAUUUUCCUGCCAAUAUCAAACCCUUGCACAGAUUUCUUUCAAAGGAGUACACAAAAAAAUUUGAAAGACACUGGAAUAUAAUGACACAUUACUUCCUCUUACUAGUUAUGCAGGAAAAGGGCAAGAGUGGUUGUG
Messenger RNA from Cinclus cinclus, 5311 nucleotides. It is a transcript of the gene PALMD, whose product is annotated as palmdelphin. The record is from RefSeq and is a predicted model, not a curated record. NCBI's taxonomy places the organism in Eukaryota, Metazoa, Chordata, Aves, Passeriformes, Cinclidae. The transcript has 8 exons. Gene Ontology annotation, cellular component: membrane; cytoplasm. The coding region runs from base 300 to 1958 and encodes 552 amino acids. Gene Ontology annotation, biological process: regulation of cell shape.